Messenger RNA from Boleophthalmus pectinirostris (great blue-spotted mudskipper), 2209 nucleotides. It is a transcript of the gene tslig2, whose product is annotated as chromosome unknown C2orf49 homolog. Gene Ontology annotation, cellular component: tRNA-splicing ligase complex. The transcript is spliced from 4 exons. Bases 7 to 555 code for a protein of 182 amino acids. Lineage: Eukaryota; Metazoa; Chordata; Actinopteri; Gobiiformes; Gobiidae. Gene Ontology annotation, biological process: embryonic morphogenesis. The record is from RefSeq and is a predicted model, not a curated record.
UCAAACAUGGCGACUUCCACGGGACAAGACGGAAAGGCUAGCUCCUCUUCAGAUGUGGAUCUUUUACUGCACCCCGAGCUUUUAUCUCAGGAAUUUAUCAAAUUAAUUUUAAAUGAGAGGAAGGUUAAUACACGGGACACUUUGAGUCGGGAUGAGCUUACGGAGCUGUACCUGCGCCAUGUGAUGCCGCUGCCUCAGAGGACACUCCCCUCCAGCCGCUGGGGCAGGACCGCAGCCAAAACCCGAGAGGCGCACGCACCAUCAGCCGCGCACAGCAGUGACUCCAACAGAAAACGGCCAUUAAUAGUGUUCGAUGGAAGCUCAUCAAACAGCGGUCCUCCAAAAGUGAAGAGAUCAGACGGGAGUAAUCUAUCUGGAGCCACAGACCGAUUAAAGCCACCGCCAGGAGCAAAUGUGGCCAGCCCCAUGAGAAAGCUUAAUACAGUCACGUCACCUUCAUGCACAAUGAAAUCAAAGCUUACACGAGAAGAACAUCACUCUAAUUCAGAUUCUCCAAUGGCAAAGAAAAAGAUCCAGCAUGUGACGUGGCCCUGAUGUUUGUCUCCUCACCAAACCUCAGAGCCGAACUCUACAGUACAUUUUUUCUCAAGUUUCUUCCAGUGUUGCAAAGAACAAAGACAUAUCGUGCCAGCAUUAGAAUAGACUGGUCCAAUAAACUUAAUAGGUCCAUCACUUUCUUGUAGUUUUUCACAACCUCAAGUGCACUUACUAGGGCUGGGCGAUAUGGAUCAAAAAUAUAUAUCUCGAUAUAUUUUGCUAUAUCUCGAUAUACGAUAUAUAUCUCGAUAUAUGUUCAAGAAAAAAUAACCCCCUAAAACUGAAAACUGCAAAAACAAAUCUGCCAAUUCCACAAGGUCUUUUUUUUUUAUUGAAGUGUAAGAGGUCGGCAGUUCAUAUAGGAACACUUAAGAUUACAAAAACCCUAAUUACAUAAAUAAUAAUUUAACUGUAAAAUAAAAGAAAUAAUACAUAUUUCCUUCUUUUCAUUCAUAAAUAAAACAACUCAACACAAGCUCAUCUUUGCAUUAACUCUGUUAACCAUCCCAUAACCAUGAGCUCAUUUACCAGAAGAAGCUCCGGAUGUUCCUUAUUUCAAUAGAUCCAUGUUAUUAUCCAGCAGUAAGGAGCUCUGAGGUUUCCCACAAUUCACUGCAGAUCAAACCCAACGUUUCCAAACACUAUUGUACAAGUGACACUGCAGCAGAUUAUUAAUAAAAAUAUUCUGCAUAAAUAAACUUUACAUGACUAAACUUUACAAUAUAUAAAGCAUAACGACUCUACAGCCACAUCAGCUUAUUUGCGAUAAUAAUGUGUUUAAUGCAGUUUUGCGCACGUGUGUUUACAUUUUACAGAAACGAAACAUAAGCGCAUGGCUCAUUUGCAUAAACAGCGCACUUCUCAUGCAGCUCAGCUCGUUUAGCUUCUUUCGGGCUAAAGGAAGCGACUCGGUGGAACAUGAGGAUGUGCUACUGAUGGUUUUGUCUGUAAAAGGUGGAAAAGGUUCGUGGUGCUUGAAGCUUUUCACUGGCACCAACUUUCGGCGUUCACGGCGAUAGUGAGAGUGAAGGAGACGCGAGCGAACAAAAUCAGGGAGGCGGGGGCGCGCGGGCGACGAGAGAGAAGGUAAACAAGCGAAGCGGGGAAAUCAGAAUCGAAUAUAAGCAUUAUAUCGAUAUAUACGAUAUGUCAGAAUUCAUAUCGAGUUUAAAAACUCGAUAUAUUUAAAAUAUCGAUAUAUCGCCCACCCCUAGCACUUACCAUCACCCACCACACUUGAAGGCAUAGCAACUAUUUAAAAUAAUAUCUACACUGUUUAAAGACCCACAACUAAUGCUAUUUAAUUUGCUAGCAGCAUAGUGUUCAUAUCUAUUGUGCUUACGAUGGGUAAACUGCAUCGUGUGUGGUAAUGGCCAUACGUAAUGAUGAAGUGAUCAAGCUCAAUAAUUAAAUUUCCUGUUUAACUUGCAGAGUAUAUUUAAAUAUACUUUUUAAUCUUUGUGGAAAUAAUGUUGUGGAAUAUUCAGGCCAAAAUGAACAUUUAUUUUUUAUGUAAUUGGUUUAAUUAAACUAAUUGUAAAACCAAAAAUGGUCUUGGGCUUAAUUUGAACCCGAAAUAAAAAUGUUGCUAAAGUCAAUACUGGAUUCCUUUAUAGGAUUAAACAUUACAGAAUUUUAUUUUAUAACCACA